GGCACCCUUCGGCGAGCGCUGUUUGUUUAGGGCUCGGUGAGUCCAAUCAGGAGCGCAGGCUGCAGUUUUCCGGCAGGGCAGUAAGAGGCGCCUCCUCUCUCCUUUUUAUUCACCAGCCGUGAAGCGCAGACCCCGGACUCGCGCUCUCCCGCCGGCGCCCGCGGCCUCUCUCCGCGCCCGGGAGCGCCCAGCCCUCCGCCACGGCCCUUCACCACGCACAGCGCUCGCCCCAGGAGCUAGACGUCAGUUUACCGCAGCAGCCCGGGACGGUGGAUGGCCUUGACUGACGGCGGCUGGUGUCUGCCGAAGCGCUUCGGGACCACGGUUGCGGACGCCAGCGACUCGGGGCCCUUUCCUGCGCGGGAGCCCUCCACGCCACCUUCCCCCAUCUCCUCGUCGUCGUCUCCCUGCUCCCGGGGCGCCGAGCGCGGGCCCUGCGCCGCCGGUCUCUGCAGGACGCCGCAGGACGACGGCGAGGCGGUGGCGGGACCCCCGGCCCGCUCGCUGCUGCUCAGCCCCUACGCGUCGCAUCCCUUCGGGGCGGCGCACGGACCUGCGGCGCCCGGGGUCGCGGGCCCCGGGAGCGCUCUGUCGAGCUGGGAGGACCUAUUGCUCUUCACUGACAUCGACCAGGCCGCCACCGCCAGCAAGUUGCUGUGGUCCAGCCGGGGCGCCAAGCUGAGUCCCUUCGCCCCGGAGCAGCCCGAGGAGAUGUACCAGACCCUCGCCGCCCUCUCCAGCCAGGGCCCAGCCGCGUAUGACGGCGCGCCCAGCGGCUUCGUGCACUCCGCGGCCGCCGCGGCUGCAGCUGCAGCGGCCGCCAGCUCCCCAGUCUACGUGCCCACCACCCGUGUGGGUUCCAUGCUGCCCGGCCUGCCCUACCUGCAGGGGGCAGGCGGCGCGCCCACCAACCACGCGGGGGGCGCGGCCUCGCACCCCGGUUGGCCCCAGGCCUCGGCUGACAGUCCCCCGUACGGCGGCGCGGGCAGCGGCGGCAGCCUAGCGGCCAUGAGCGGCCGGGAGCACCAGUACAGCUCGCUGUCGGCGGCGCGGCCGCUGAACGGGACGUACCAUCAUCACCAUCACCACCACUCGAGUCCUUACUCGCCUUACAUGGGUGCGCCUCUGACGCCGGCCUGGCCCACAGGACCCUUCGAAACCCCGGUGCUGCACAGCCUCCAGAGCCGCGCCGGAGCCCCGCUCCCGGUGCCUCGGGGUCCCAGCGCAGACCUGCUGGACGACCUGCCCGAGAGCCGCGAAUGCGUGAACUGCGGCUCCAUCCAGACGCCGCUGUGGCGGCGGGACGGCACCGGCCACUACCUGUGCAACGCCUGCGGGCUCUACAGCAAGAUGAACGGCCUCAGCCGGCCCCUCAUCAAGCCGCAGAAGCGCGUGCCUUCAUCACGGCGGCUUGGAUUGUCUUGUGCCAACUGUCAUACCACGACCACCACCUUGUGGCGCAGAAAUGCCGAGGGUGAACCCGUGUGCAACGCUUGUGGACUGUACAUGAAACUCCACGGGGUGCCUCGACCACUUGCUAUGAAAAAAGAGGGAAUUCAAACCAGAAAACGAAAACCUAAAAACAUAAAUAAGUCCAAGGCUUGCUCUGGUAAUAGCAAUAAUCCUGUCCCUAUGACUCCAACUUCCACCUCUUCUAACUCAGAUGACUGCAGCAAAAAUACUUCUCCAACACAACCAACAGCCUCAGGGGCCGGGGCUCCAGUGAUGCCUAGCGCGGGAGAAGGCCCCACCCCUGAGAACAGCGAGCUCAAGUACUCAGCGCAGGACGGGCUCUACAUUGGCGUCAGUCUGUCUUCCCCAGCAGAAGUCACAUCCUCUGUGCGACAGGAUUCCUGGUGCGCUCUGGCCUUGGCCUGAGCUGGUGCUGCUGGGGCUAAAGAGGACUCCCCACUCUGAGGGCCUCGAACCAGCAGUCCACAUGGUGGCAACCAGACAGACCGAACAUUCCUCCGAUGCGUGAUUUCUGUGCCUUUGUUUUGAAAGUGAUGUAUUUCCCAAGAGGCUUGCUUCUGGGGAAAGGCCAACGGCAGUGGCACAUGGCCGGCCUCCUGCAGCCGGGGUGGCCUCCGGCCAGCCUGCCUCUGCGCUGUCCCCUGAACUGCUGGCACAAACUGGGACAUGAACAAUUGAGAUUCUUUUUUUUUUUUUAAAGGUUAAUGUGUAUUGCCCCAAAUCAUGUGCUUCUUUGGAUCGAUUAUGGUUUUUCUAGAAGUUCUUCACACCUGUGCCACAUGCCAAGUUCACAAGUUUGUGGAGACCAUUGGAGACCAUUUGGUACUCACGGCUAAGGAGGAGGAUUGCUUUCUGAGGUGUAUUGUCAAGUGUAUUUGUCAGUUUUCAAGACUGCCGAGCUGUGACUGAAUCUUCUCGAAGCUCAGCUUGGGCGACUGAUCUGAGCUCACUCAGAAUUUGUAAACAGGGUAGCAAACAAGAUAUUUUUUUCUUCCAUGUACACAAUAAUUUUUUUUAAAGUGCAAUUUGCGUUGCAGCAAUCAGUGUUAAAUCAUUUGCAUACGAUUUAACAGCAUUUUUUAUAAUGAAUGUAUACAUUUUAACUUAAUGGUACUUAAAAUAAUUUAAAAGAAAAAAAUGUUAACUUAGACAUUCUUAAGGAUUUUACAAACUACAUCCCAUUUUUACCUUCCCAACUGUCCAAAGAAAACUCAUGUCAAGAACAAAUCCCUCUCUCAGGAAAAAUUGCCUUUCUCUAUUUGUUAAGAAUUUUUAUACGAGAAUACCAAUAUACCCCUUUUUCUUUCACUGUGGAUAUGUGCUGGAAAAUUUGCGACAAAAACUUUACUACCUAAAAAAUAGCAUUUGUAAAUACUCUAGGCAUCUGUACACGCUCUGAUGAAGUCUGUAUAGUGUGACUCACCACAGGUUGGUUUACAUUAAUUUUUUUUUAAAGGGAUGUCAGCCGGGUGUUGGUAGCUCACGCCUAU
This is a messenger RNA of Dipodomys ordii (Ord's kangaroo rat), 2963 nucleotides long. RefSeq names its product GATA binding protein 6 (gene Gata6). The record is from RefSeq and is a predicted model, not a curated record. Gene Ontology annotation, biological process: negative regulation of transcription by RNA polymerase II; epithelial cell differentiation; cell fate commitment. Gene Ontology annotation, cellular component: nucleus. Gene Ontology annotation, molecular function: RNA polymerase II cis-regulatory region sequence-specific DNA binding; DNA-binding transcription factor activity, RNA polymerase II-specific; zinc ion binding. Lineage: Eukaryota; Metazoa; Chordata; Mammalia; Rodentia; Heteromyidae. The transcript is spliced from 8 exons. Bases 274 to 1878 code for a protein of 534 amino acids.